GGCUCCUGGGCAGGGCUCCUCAGUCAGAUGCAGUGAUGCUGUAUUUAGGCUGGUGUUGAUGAUGUGAUCUUCAGAAUAUCCUGUUGGUUUCUGCCAGGUACAUUAUUAAAGGAAUAGGGGUGAUUAAUUACUUGCUCAGGUUAAAGGAGUGAAUCCAGAUACCACCUCAAAAUAGAGACCCAUUGAGUCAUUGUUGGUCAAAUUCCCCUUAAGUGACAGCCCCUGCUCCCAGGUGUAGAUGCUCUGAAUCCUGGCAGUGCAGAAGGUGGGGGAUGGGGUUUCUAGGUGAGAAAAUGAGGCACACAGCUAUUAAGGGACAUGUUUGUGGUUCAGGACUGCAGAUUGGGUGCCCUCUGCAAGCUCAUCCUUUAUCAGCAGGUGAGUGGCAGUGUACUCAGUGUCUACAGCGGUGAUUUUGGGAAUGUGGAUGCCCAAGGAACCGUGGAAUUUGCUCUAGACUAUGAUGAGAAGAACCGGGAGUUCCAGGUCCAUGUGUCCCAGUGCAAGGACUUGGCUGUAGUGGAUGAGAAAAAAGGCAGAUCCGACCCGUAUGUUAAAACCUACCUGCUCCCAGACAAAGCUAGAAUGGGUAAGAGGAAAACAUCAGUGAAGAAGAGGACAGUGAACCCCAUUUACAAUGAGGUCUUACGGUACAAAAUAGAGAAAAUGGUAUUGCUGAUACAAAAAUUAAAUCUCUCUGUUUGGCACAAUGAUCCAUUGGGACGUAACAGUUUUUUGGGAGAGAUUGAAAUAGACUUGGCCAGCUGGGACUGGAGCAACAGGAAGCUCAACUGGUACCUGCUGAAGCCCCGGAGCCUUUCUGUUGUUAAUGGUGUGGAUCAUCGAGGAGUGAUGAGUUUAUCCAUUAAGUAUGUCCCCCCUGGAAGCCUAGGGCCCAAGAAUCCUCCCUCUGGUGAAGUUCACAUUUGGGUCAAAGAUGUCAAGGACCUGCUGCAGUUGCGUCCAUCAGGAGUUGACUCCUUUGUGAAGUGCUAUGUGCUUCCAGACACCAGUAAGAAGAGCUACCAAAAGACCCGAGUCAUAAAGAGAGACACAAACCCCGUUUUCAAUCACACCAUUGUGUAUGAUGGCUUUCAUACAGAGGAUCUAAAGGAUGCCUGUGUUGAACUCACUGUGUGGGAUCAUGAAAAGCUUACCAACCAUUUCCUUGGAGGAAUCAGGCUAGGCCUUGGGACGGGUUUGAGCUAUGGCAUCUCUGUGGACUGGAUGGACUCCACACAGGAGGAGGUGGCCUUUUGGCAGGAGAUGAUGUUGGCUGCCAAUGAAUGGAUCGAAGGAUUGCUGCCAUUGCGCUCACUGGCAGGGAGGAAAAAACUGAAAUAACCCAUUGUUGGUGCCAUAGAAAUGCCCAGUGUGUUCAUUAGAAUUAGGAAACUUCCUGUAGUAGGGAGAAAGAGACCAUCCACAGGGCCGUGUCAGGGUAAUGAGGCAAUGAAUGGGCAUCACCUUGGAGAUGUUAAGUACUAAUCCACUCACAGAGAACAUGGAAGAUGCCAAACUGAUGCUGAUUUUUCAAACAUGAUUUUGACCAAGAAAAACUUAAUUUGCCUUUUUGUUUAAUCAUUUAUGUAUUCAGUAUAUUUGAAUUCCAUUAAGCUCUGGGAACAUUGGCAGAAGGAAAAGGAGAUAUGAAUACUUUUUCUUUUGCUGUUUUGCUGUUUCAUGUGCCAUUUUUCUUCUGUACAGAGAUGUAGUUAUACUGAAGCAGUAGCAUAGUAUUAUUCAUACUCCUUGCAAGGGGUACACUUUGUACUUGGUGUACAAUUGCUCCAAGUCACCAGCAUAGUUUCAGAAUGGGAGCUUUGCAUUUGUCAUCCUCUUUAAUGUGAGGAAAAUUGAGUUCCAAGGUGCCUCUAAAGGAAGAGAGGACUAAUUGCAGCAGAAAAUAAAGAAAUCUGAGGAGGAUGACUGUGGAAUGCCCCCGCCCAAAGAGGCGGGGAUUUUAUUUUAGGCAAUGUUAAAGUGAGAGGUGUGGCUUUAAGUACCAAGAUGACUGGAUUCCACCCCUCUGCCUUGGGGGAUGUGCCCAAUAAGCCCGGGAAAAGUUGUUCCACCACAAAAUCCCUCAUGGGGUGCCAGCCCAAGGUGUUCUGCCCUUCUCGUGUCGUGAUUCAUUGUAUUCUGCUGCAUUAACCCCUCCUAUUGUACCCCUAUUGGUUUGUGUCCCUGGGGCUUCUCCCUUGUGUGUCCCUGUUAGACCCGGACCCUAAACCCCACCCUGGCUCCACCCCAUAAAACCCACUACCUCGCCUCUGUUCGGGGUUCUCCAUCUCUGGAUUAUGCUGGGUUAAUUCCUAUGUUGGUGACGCCCUAAUAAAUUGAUUCCUGCGUUUAACUUAAA
Cyanistes caeruleus (blue tit) is the source of this 2362-nucleotide messenger RNA. NCBI's taxonomy places the organism in Eukaryota, Metazoa, Chordata, Aves, Passeriformes, Paridae. The record is from RefSeq and is a predicted model, not a curated record.